Messenger RNA from Setaria italica (foxtail millet), 688 nucleotides. RefSeq names its product ER membrane protein complex subunit 6. The record is from RefSeq and is a predicted model, not a curated record. Gene Ontology annotation, biological process: protein folding in endoplasmic reticulum; autophagosome assembly. The coding region runs from base 80 to 418 and encodes 112 amino acids. NCBI's taxonomy places the organism in Eukaryota, Viridiplantae, Streptophyta, Magnoliopsida, Poales, Poaceae. The transcript has 4 exons. Gene Ontology annotation, cellular component: membrane; EMC complex; endoplasmic reticulum.
UUCUUGAGGGUUUUUAUGCAAAGAGUUGCAUACCGGGUGUCCGGGUCUACUGCGUUCGCUGCUCGAACUGACCACAACGAUGGCGGCGGCGGCGGGCAGCGGGUUCGCCGACGACGUCCCGAUCAUCCACGCGGAGAACCUCGUCAGCAACGUCAAAUCCAUAAACUACAGCCGGACAUUCUUGUCAAUCAUUAGUGGAGUUGUUGCUGGAAUCUGGGGAUUUACAGGCUUGAUGGGAUUUGUGUUCUACUUUCUUGUGAUGAUGGUUGCAUCUCUGGGGAUUUUGGUGAAGGCCAAAUUUUCUGUUCAUACCUACUUUGACAGUUGGAACAGGAUUAUAAUUGAAGGAGUUCUUGGAGGCCUUAUGUCCUUCGUGUUGUUUUGGACAUUUGCCUAUGACAUUGUCCACAUCUUCUGAUGGAUGAGAUCAAGAGCUCUCGGGAGAACUGAGGAUCCCUCUUUGCAUGAGACAGAACUAUUGUGUAAUUGCAUCAACUCAUGAGACUAUGUUCAGUGGAUCACGAUCCUCUGUCGUUCCCUUUUGCUGUACCAGCCAAACCUUGUAAUUUAGAAAGUUUCCAACUAGACUAUAAACUCUGAUUCGCACUAAGCUGGCUGAUGUAGCUCCUAUCAACAAUUCUGUGCAAGCGUGGUGCUCGUUCUUUUCUGAACCAUGCAACGGAGUACU